AUGAAUCAUUUUGACGAAAACGAAUUGCAAUAUGUAAAGAAGCAAAAAAAAAUCAGAAAGUGUCACAAUGUGUGGCAAAAAAUAAUUAGAAAAAGUCUUGGAUGUACAAAAGAAGAAAUAAAAAAAAGUAUUGCAAAUAGUAAAAGGGAAAAGGAGAGAGUAAUCUCCAUUCUAUACGGAAGCGUUUUCAGAGGAGAUAAAUACCUCCUGUACACAAAAAAAUGGAGAGGAAACACAUUAAACGAAAUAAUCAAUCAAGACAAAAAAAAUUAUAUGAACUUGAAAAAUUUAAAAAAUGUGGACAGUAGCUACUUCUGCAAGUUAGCCUUUGGCUACGUCGAUCAGAAUGAUAGGGAUCAUUUUAAAAAAAGUGGACAAGUAGGGCAACUCAAAAAUUAUGACCCCAAGGGGAACACUAGCGCUAACGGAAACGGAAACGGAAGCGAUAACAUCAACGCUAAUGCCGUCUGUGGGGGGGGAACCGCCCAUGACCGUGACGGCGCAAUCGCCCAGCAGAGCGGCCACCCGGGAGGAGGAUAUCACAGCAACCGACCCACUAACCACAACAACGCCAAGAGAACACAACCCAACCACAGCAACAUAAUCACUAGAAAAAAAACACAGAACGCAGAAAAAAACACACCUAUUAACGAAAAAGAUGAAGUAUACGAAAAAUUAAACUAUUUAGAAAAAAGAAGUUAUAGAAAUAAAUCCAAGGUAGACAAUUACAACCAUCUCAAUGGUGGUACCAAUAGCAGCAGCUACUAUUACUAUAGUAAUAACUUCGGAAGUGCAAACGCUAAUUUUAACUCUGCCGGUAAUUAUUACAGUGUGGGAAGCAACGAUAGCAGUGCCAGAAAUGCCAACAGCCGAAGUGCAACUAGCCGAAGCAACCCAAACGAUGGCAGCACAUGCUUCGAACCCCAGUCGGAUGAAAACACAGUGAUUAAAUACAAGUAUCUACCCACGGGUGUAUUCUACAGUAGAGUGUCCCGAUCCUUUAUUGCUAAUUGGAUUGAUGAUAAAACGAAGAAGCAAAUUAAAAUGCCAUAUAAGAUAGCCGAAUUCGGGAUCGAAAAAUGUAUGAUCUUAGCUAUCCUUUCUAGGAACCUUCGUAUUAGUAACCUUAACAACGCCCUGAAAUGCUACGACAGCUUAACCCACGAGCAGAAGGAGAAGAUGCUCCAAGCCAUUAAAAGCACGCAGAAGAGUGAAAAACUCUUUAACGAUUUGCUUAAACCCAGCAUGAGGGACAUGUCGGACGGGAGGGGCACGCCAAACGGGAGGGGCUCACCAAACGGGAGGGGCUCACCAAACGGGAGGGGCUCACCAAACGGGAGGGGAACUCCAAACGGGAGGGGAACUCCAAGCGCUCUUCACAGUAGAGCAUCCCCAAACGGCGCAGCGGAGGGGCAGACCAACCAGGUUAACGUCCAAACUGACUUGCUAAGCGGACAGCCAGACGAGCCAUCUUCCCAAAUGGACCAGCUAAUCGCUCAACCCAACCAGCUCACCUCACUCAGCAGCAACUCCCCGAACAAACACAACGAACAGGAACCAAAACACACGGCGGUCAAAAAAACAGGUAUCGAAAAAAAAAAAGUUAAACAGUCCUACAAUAACUCGGAAAAUUUACCCACCGGUGUGUAUUUCUAUCAAGGCUCAUAUGUAGCCAAUUGGUGGGAAACACAACAAAAGAAGCAAUUCAAAGUUCCUUUUAAAAUAUCGGAGCAUGGAAUAGCAAGAGCCAAAAAUCUAGCCAUCAUUUCCAGAAUUAUCAGAUCAUCCUCUGUGCAAGAAGUCAAUUUAAUUUUAUCUCAAAUCGAGCAAACAAAAAACAUCACAAA
Molecule: messenger RNA, 1847 nt
Organism: Plasmodium cynomolgi strain B
Lineage: Eukaryota; Apicomplexa; Aconoidasida; Haemosporida; Plasmodiidae
Exons: 1
Source: RefSeq, a predicted model, not a curated record